AUGUCCUGGACGCCAGAUGAGCAUGCUCUUGUACAGCUCAAACAUAUUUUUCAGGGAGCAUUAUCGACAAAUGGUGAAGAAAGAAAAUUAGCCAAUGAGGCCCUAGCACAAGCUAAGCAGAAUAAGGAAAUCGAGAAUUAUUUAUUCACAAUACUUGUAGUUGAUGAUCUGACCAAGCCCGAGGUACGAGCUGCCGCGGGGAUAAAUUUGAAGAAUAGUAUAUUGAAGAAUCGUGAUUUGAAUAAUUUAAAUCUAGAUCGAACCUAUCUUAUGAGUCACAUUAUGCAUGGAUUGAAAAGCUGGGAUCAUUUAGUAAGGAAUAUUACCGGGAGUGUUAUAAGUUCGCUUUUUGCUAUAUAUGGAUUGGAACAAUGGGGGACUGCGUUGAGUGAUUUAUUGCAAUUGGCACAGGGUAAUAGUAGUAGUAAUGGUGGUGGUGGUGGUAGUAGCGGCAGCAGCAAUGAUAGUGACAGCGGGAGGACCAAGGAAAACUCCAUGCAAGAGUACAAAACACAAGAAGCUGCCAUGAGCGCGCUAGCCAAGAUCUGCGAGGAUUCAUAUUUGGAGUUAGAUAAAGAGAUUCCUGGAGGCGAGCGACCUUUGAAUUUACUAAUAGCAGAGUUUCUCAAAUUAAUGGACCUGUCUAGUUUGAAAGUCAAGGCUUUGGCAGUCCAUUGUAUAAACCAAUUCAUUACAUUGAACACACAAUCUUUUCUAGUCAUAUUGGAUCAUUUUCUAACCAAGAUUUUCCAAUUGGCUCAGGAAACAGAUAAUGACAAGAGUGAGUAUGGAGAGAAAUUGAAAAAAAAUAUAUGUACUUCAUUCUUGUUGAUAUUGGAGACCAGGCCUGAUAAAUUGAUGCCUCAUGUUGAAGGGGUAAUUCACUAUUGUAUUCAUUUGAUGCAGAUUGAACAAGAUUUAGAAGUGAGUCUUGAAGCUUGUGAGUUUUUAUUAGCCUUGGCUAAUUCAAAUGAGCUUUCAGUUGUUUUCACUCUGGAUAAAUUGAAAAUUAUUUUGCCUUUAUUGUUGGACAAAAUGGUAUACUCUAAUGAUGAGAUACUUUCGAUUGAAAUGGCUGAUGAGAAUGAUGAUGCUCAUGUUAUGGAUAAAGACCAGGAUAUCAAGCCUACAAACGCUAAAACAAAAGAAGCGAGAACAAUGGCAACGGCAACAGCAACGAUGUCAGAUAAGAACAAGAAGAAUGGCGAUAACAAUGAGGUUGAAGAAGGUAGAGUAGUAGUAGUAGAAGAAGAGGAAGACGAUGACGAUGACGACGACGACGACGACGAUGAUGAUGAUGAUGAUGGCGACUUGAGUCAUUGGAGUUUGAGAAAAUGCUCAGCAGCUACAUUAGACUCAUUGAGCGAGAAACUACCACAGGAAGUAUUACUAGUAGCAUUACCAAUUUUGCAGGAGAAAAUAGUCUCGGAACAUUGGCCAACUAGGGAAGCUGCUAUUUUAGCUUUUGGUGCAAUGAGUGUCAGCUUUACUAAAUUAGCCAGUGAUAAGCUACCUCAAUUAGUACCCUUCUUAGUUGAUAGAUUACAAGAUGAACAGCCUAGAGUGCGCCAAAUGACAUGCUGGACUUUGUCACGUUAUGCAGCAUGGGUCAGUAUCGAGGCACAUGAAGGUGGCGAGUAUGCCAAUUAUUUCCAGCCUACUUUCCAAUCGAUUGUUUCUUGUGUAUUGGAUCUGAAGAAAGUUGUACAAGAAGCCGCGUGUUCUGCACUUGCUUCGUUUAUUGAGGAAAGUGAUGCUUCAUUAAUUGUAUUCUACCUUGAGCCCUUAUUGCAGCAAUUUGCCAAAUGUUUCCAAAUGUAUCAAAGAAAGAAUUUGAUUAUUUUAUAUGAUUGUGUUCAAACAUUUGUUGAGAAAAUGGGAUAUGGCAAUUUAGCUCGCGAUGCCAAUCAUAUAAAUAUUUUGCUACCACCUUUACUAGCAAGGUGGGAACUGUUGAAGGAUGAUGAUACUGCAUUAUGGCCACUAUUAGAAUGUAUGGCGUCAGUUGCCGCUACAUUGAAAGAGUUAUUUGCUCCUUAUGCAGUGCCGGCUUAUGAACGAGCUAUGAAAAUUUUAUCCAAUUGUAUAUUAAUUGAUCAAAAUUGUCAAACUGAUCCGAGUAUUGAUGUACCAGAGAAGGAUUUCAUGGUUACAUCGUUAGAUUUAAUUGAUGGAUUAAUUCAAGGUUUUGAAUAUCAAUCAAUAGAUUUAAUCCAACACAGGGAUCCAGCCAAUACAGAUUUGCCUACUUUGUUACUUGUAUGUAUGGAGGAUUACAACACUGAUGUUCGACAAUCGGCAUUUGCGUUAUUGGGGGACCUUGCCAUUUAUGCGAUUGAUGUUUUGAAGCCUUAUUUGCAUCUGAUUUUCCUUAUUGUUGGUAAGGAGAUUACUAUUCGUACGCGGGAAACGUUUGCUGCUUAUAAUAAUGCUAUCUGGGCCUUGGGAGAGAUGAUUAUUCGAUUACCUCAAGCAGAGACGAGUCAGUAUUUGGAGAAUUUUUUGAAUUUGUUGAUUCCCGUAUUGAACAACCAAGAUAUUGAAUCCACGGUUUUGGAGAAUUGUGCAAUUACAUUAGGCAGAAUAGGGUUAAAAGGAGCAGAAAUUGUUGCACCGAGAUUAGUCGAAUUCAUUCAACCUUGGUCAGAGAAUUUCUUGAAUCUUGAAGAUAAUGAAGAAAAACAGACUGGGAUAAAAGGAAUGAUCCAAGUUAUUAACUUAAAUCCCGAUCAAGGAUUUGGUGGGUUAAAUACUCAACAAGGAAGAAAACGACUUGGUAAAUUUUUGGAGGUGAUUGCCAAUUAUCAAGAUUCCAGUAGCGAAUUACAAAGUCUCUUUUUGGAAUUGAUCACCAAUUUCAAGAAUUUGGUAGGUGAAGAAGUAUGGAAUCUGCAGAUUUUGAAAUUUGUUGAUCCAUCAUCGAGACAAGCUAUUAGUAUAUAG
This is a messenger RNA of Lodderomyces oxycetoniae, 2943 nucleotides long. RefSeq lists its product as uncharacterized. The record is from RefSeq and is a predicted model, not a curated record. Lineage: Eukaryota; Fungi; Ascomycota; Pichiomycetes; Serinales; Debaryomycetaceae. The coding region runs from base 1 to 2943 and encodes 980 amino acids. The transcript has a single exon. Gene Ontology annotation, molecular function: nuclear import signal receptor activity. Gene Ontology annotation, cellular component: cytoplasm; nucleus. Gene Ontology annotation, biological process: protein import into nucleus.